UUUUUCAGUUUUAGGAUCAACGUUUUGUCCAUAUUUCAGACCGAAUUAAAACUCAACUCUUCACAAAAGCAUCAUUUCCGAACUCUUAUAAUGAGACCAAUUGCCCUAACUUUAUGUUACUUGAUUAUUCUUGCGAAGCAUACUAGUUUGUCGAAAGAUGCAGAAUCUUUAAAAUUUAAGGAGGACAAGUUAGUACACAAAAUAAAAAGCAAAAUGCCGGAAUACUUCCCACCAGAUGACAUUCAUAACAACGAAGUGGUAUUUUCCCUGGGCUUGAAGCAGAUUGUGGAAGUGGACGAAAAGAAGAAUUCAUGGACAAUAUCCUUCGAGAUUCUAAUUCAGUAUUUUUCGGAGUCGGCCAAGUGGGACCCAGGGGAAUACGGAGGAAACGAGUACAUCUUUAUCAAAGAACAUUCAGUUUGGAGACCAGAGACGGCGCUACCCUCGUUGAUAGAGAUUCUUGGAAAGGGUUCGACCAAAAAACAAGUGUUAUCAUACGAUGGGAGAGUGAUUGCAUUCGAUCAAGACGUAACAGGUGUUUUCUCAUGCAGAAUCAAUGUACGCAAAUUCCCCUAUGAUGAGCAGGAAUGCCGCUUGAGACUGAUGAACCGAAUGCCUCAUCGUAAUUGGAAUAUCACAGUGAACCCAGUGAUGCAGGAUCAAUUUUUGUCUUCUUACGAGGACAACUAUCAAUGGCAAGUCAUCAAACCAAUGCGAUUCAGAGUAGUUAAGUCAAAUUCCUAUGAACAAACGGGGGUCGAGUUAACAGUCCGGUUGAAACGGCGCUCCAUAUUUUACGAGUUCUUCCUCAUCACACCAAGUUUAAUUCUCUACAUCUGUUCGGGUUUUGAGUUUGCAAUUCCGGUAGAAUCGGGAGAGAAGAUUUCAUUCAUUGUGACUAUUCUGCUGGCCGAGAUGGUCAACUUCGGCAUUUUGCAGGAUAUUUUCCCUCCGAGCUUCGACGAGUUGCCGCUUCUAGCAGAGCUCAUCGCGUCUCAAAUUAUACACAUAACUGCUCUAGGAGUCAUUGCUAUUAUUGCUAUACACAUUUACCACAACAACAUUGGAUUGGAAAUGCCAACGUACCUCGUCAAGAUAGUAUGCAGUAAGAAAAUGAGGUACAUCCUCAUAGUUCCACUGGGGAUACCAGAAAAACAAAAUGCUAGUCAGCCAACUGAACAAAGUGGCAAAGAAGAAGAUGGGACCCAAUUGAAUGACAAUGGAGCUCGUCGGCUGCAACAGGAGUUGGAGAAGUUUUGCAAGGAUGAAGAGACUUCGUCAGAAGAUGCCCGAGACAAGCUGAGAGACAGUCAGUGGAAGAAAAUGUCUGCAGUUAUAGACCGAAUAAUGCUGAUUGCUCACUUCAUUAUAGUUACUCUCGUCAUUUUGUAUUUCAUCAUCAAAUACCAAUUCGAAUAGAAGCGGAAUAAGCUCACGGUCAUUUUAAAUUAACGCAGUAACCAUUAAAAGCUUUCGAGCAUAAACUCGAUUAUCUUGCAUUUUUUAAGUCUCUUACUCAACUAAUUCGACUAUAUUCUAACGGGUUUGGGGUGAUUUAGUUUGGUCGAUAUUACAUAAAACUUGAUUUGUUUAAAAACUUUAUCUAUAAUUUGAAUUGUUAAGAAAAUG
Molecule: messenger RNA, 1629 nt
Organism: Symsagittifera roscoffensis
Lineage: Eukaryota; Metazoa; Xenacoelomorpha; Acoela; Convolutidae
Product: neuronal acetylcholine receptor subunit alpha-5-like
Biological process (GO): chemical synaptic transmission; regulation of membrane potential; nervous system process
Cellular component (GO): neuron projection; synapse; plasma membrane
Molecular function (GO): excitatory extracellular ligand-gated monoatomic ion channel activity; transmembrane signaling receptor activity; transmitter-gated monoatomic ion channel activity involved in regulation of postsynaptic membrane potential
Source: RefSeq, a predicted model, not a curated record